Racocetra persica is the source of this 190-nucleotide messenger RNA. Lineage: Eukaryota; Fungi; Glomeromycota; Glomeromycetes; Diversisporales; Gigasporaceae. The record is from the annotation of a GenBank genome assembly.
CAUAAUCUCUAUAAUAUAUCUUAUAUGCUUUUUUGGGAUAAUUCCAUUGCCACAAAUUAUUCAAGAAGAAAUCUUACCAGUGCUACCUUGGUGGGCUCUUAUAUCUUUUGGCUCAUACUCGCUUGGGAGUAUUGGAUAUCACUUAUAUAGAUUCAGAAAUUGUGAUGAUGCUUACCAUGAAUUGAUGGAG